Molecule: messenger RNA, 3552 nt
Organism: Diorhabda carinulata
Lineage: Eukaryota; Metazoa; Arthropoda; Insecta; Coleoptera; Chrysomelidae
Product: protein phosphatase inhibitor 2-like
Exons: 3
Coding region: 73-588 (171 amino acids)
Biological process (GO): regulation of signal transduction
Molecular function (GO): protein phosphatase inhibitor activity
Source: RefSeq, a predicted model, not a curated record
GCAUUUGACGUUUUUCAUUUAAAUUUGAUGGAUGACACUGUGCCCUGACACCCUUUUAAUUUUUUUUGUGCGAUGGCAGAAAACCUGAAAAGACGGCCCAAGAAAAGUAUUUUAAAAAAUUCUAGUAGUUUUGACAAACAAGAACAACAACAAAAUGCAAAAAAACAGAAAGAAACGAAAUGGGAUGAAAUGAAUAUAAUAGCGACUCUUCAUCCUGCCGAUAAAGAUUAUGGUCAUAUGAAAAUACAAGAACCUAAAACGCCGUAUAAUUAUAUGGAAGAAGAUACUAUUGAAGAACUAGAUGCGAGUGAAUUAGCAGAAAGGAUAAGAAUAGCAAGACAACAAACUCCUAAGGUAUUACAACCUGACGAAUCCGACGACGAUUCGGAAGAGGAAUUGACGGAAGAACAAAAAAAGAAAAAGAAGGAAUUCGAAUUAAAAAGGAAAAAACAUUAUAACGAAUUUCACGCGUUACAAUUGGCGAAAAAACUUUUAGAAGAAGACGAAGAUGAUGACGACGAUCCACAGGAACAAGGUACCAGCAGUAAAGCAGCUACUGGAUCUAAUCCAGCUAGUAAGAAAAAGUAAUACUGUAUAUUAAUUGGAUUUUAGUAAUAAGUAUCCCAUGUGUUGUGAUCAUCAAACUGAUAUAAAAAAAAAUAGUUAAAUCUGUGAAAAGGAAUCUGUAGACCAUUGUUUUACUAAUAAGUUCUCCAAACUAAGUUUAAAACAGCUAAAUGUUUCUGUAAAGGUGUGAAAAUAAAAAAAAAUUCUAUUCUCUAGCUGGUGAUACUACAAAUCAAAGCUCACGUUUCAAUUGAUAAAAAAUUAUAAUUAAUGGUAUGAUAAAGUAAAUUAAUGGUCUAUAAAUCUACUUAAAACUAAACGUAUAUAUAUACAUUAUUUAUUUAAACAAUAAAAGUAGCUCGUAGGGAUUGCCUUAUGUGUAUUUUAGACCUUCAUCAUGAAUUAUCCGGAACUUCCAGUCCAAUAUAUUUUUUUCUAGUAAAACAUUCUGCAAAUUCAUAUCCAAGAGUCCAAUUUAUUAUGCUCUUAGGUAACUUUUAGUCUCGAUUUUUAAUGAUCUGACUGAAUUUAAACUAAAAUUUAUUAACUUAACUGAUUUAAACUAAAUUUUUCCACCUAAAACAAUUCCAGAGGGAUAACUUUCUUGGUGGAAAGCUUCCUUAACUAUUAAAAUAUAGAUUGGGCUGUAAGGAAUUGAAAUUACUAGAUGUAAAAACAGCUUAAAUAGGGACAUAGGGCCCAUUAGUAGUUAAGGAGGAUUCUUGCCAAUAAGGUUUUCGCUGGAAUUAAUUUUGGUGGAAAAAUUUAGUAUAAGUCAAGUUAAUAAAUUUUAGUUUAUCUUCAGUCUCUGAGGAUGAUAACUUGAUUAGAGAAACUCGCGUCAGACAGCGUAAUUGUAGUGUAGUGGUAGUGUAAACAGUGUGCUCAGCUGAAUCUCUAUUAAAAAUUGGAAAAUGUUGACUCGAUAGGUUUUCUCCACAGUGUAUAGAGUCAAAAAAUUGGUUAUUGUUUGUACAAUUUGUAAUAAAUCUUAUAAAUUGUCUACAAAUUAAGGAUUUUUGAAAUAAUUCGAUGUGGGGAUAUAAAAACAAUCAAUAUAAUACCAAACAACAACAUGUACUGGAUUCAUAUUCUUAAAUAACACAAAAAUCAAUUUUUUUAGUUUGUUGUUAAAAAAAUUGAUCUCAGCAGGUUGUUACCUCGAUUAUAAAGCUAACACGUUGACUCUCAAGACGAUUUGUAGGAUUUUUAUGAAAUGGAAUUAUAUAAUUAAAAAUUCUAAUUUAAAUAAAUAGUUGACAACAGAAAACACUAAAUCCUAUUUUUUUUUUUUUUUUAAUUUAGUUGACAACAAAAAUUUUGUAUUUGACGGUCUACGUGUUGAAUAAAAUUUUGGUUUUGGGGCUAACUUAGUAUAAAUAUAUACUAGAAAUAUGUUGGGCUGUGGAAAUAAUUUACAGAACUUUAUUUUUGAUGACAAGUAUUAUUUAUUAUAAAGAUUAUUGUGUAUAUUUUGAUAAUAAUAAUAAAUAUCAAAGGAUAUAUUAUCUAAAUCAGAUUUAUUCUAAUAUACAACAGAGGUCUAUUAAAAAUUAAUGUUUUCCAAGUGUAUGUACUGGUAAUAGUUAUAAAAAUCACAAUUUUUUCAAAUAAGUUUACACACCGAUAAAAUCGUGUAUCUGCGUUUUUUCAUUAAAAACUCAUAUUUUUUAUAGAUAUUUACAAUUAUCACAUGUUAUACUGUUUUCUACAUUUAUUUUUGAUAGUUGUAGGCUAAUCCUCCGUUUAGAUCUAUAGACCGGUUCCUUUUUGUCCUCUUCUUGUUUGUAAUUUUUGUUUUUGACAUUUCCAUCAUUAUACAGAGAUUCUUAUGUAUUUUAAAGACUUCCUAACCUUUUGCGGGGGCAGAACAAUCUACAUUUGGUAGAUUUCUCAUGAUUUACUUAGCCUAGGGCUUAAUCUUCUAUUUCCUUCAUUUAUCUUGUUAUAUUUUGCUCUACCAAUCUUCAUUGGUUCCUUUUAUGUAUUAGUCUACAGUUACACCAACACUCACAAUUACACUAUCUGGUCCUUCGAGCCUUCCAUAAGUCAUUGGUUAAUAUCUGGCUUGAAGGACCAGAUUUUGUAGUGGUAUUUAUUUUUGUAGGGGCAGUAAGCAGGGUGUGUAAAUAAAGAUAAUUGGUAAAGAAAGUGUGAAUUGUAAACUUCUGUAUGUAUAUAUAUUGAGACGUAAAUAUGGUGUUCAUAAAAUAGUACGUGCAGCAUGAGGUUAUGUAUUUUUUUAUAUAAGUUGCUCAUGGACGACGAUGUGCUUCCAUUCAGAAAAUAUCUGUGCCAUGCUAAAUUAAACGGGAAUUUUUUGACACUGGCGAUCCUACUGACAUUAUUUUACAGUACAUUGGCUGUGUUGAAAAUAAUAUAGUAUCUAGGCAUUUUUUCGUAAAAUCUAAAUGUAUUUAUAUAAAAUUAAUUUCAUGCGAGAAACGGAAGAAGCAGAAAGAAUUAUAUAACGAGGAAACCGCACUUUUUCAAAAUACAGGGUUGUCAAAUCAUACGAUUUUAUGACAAUAAUUAUCCUGCAGAUAGAUUCCACGUAUUUCCUUCAUUUUAUCAUCCACAAUCAUUUUUUUACGAUAACCCUGUAUAUACACUUUGUCAAUUGUUCAAAUCUUUGAAUAAUUGUGGUUAUUUUUUGUCAUAUAUUUUUCUAAAUACUGAAAAAAUAAUUAUCAGACUUUGAUCGUAAUUAAAGUUUUCUCAAUUUAUUUUUUGACUAAUAUAUAUUAAUUAUUAGUCCACUUUAUUAUUACCUGUUUGUUUUUUUGUAAUGACACAAUAUACAUUGACUAAAAAUACUAUAAAAAUAUAAUUCAGAUAAUUUUACUGCAAGAUAUUGUUUUUUUUUUUGGAAAAAAGCGGUUUUCAUCAAUGGCACUGCUGCAAAAAAAUAAAUAAAAACACAUAGUUGCUUUUUGUUCGUUAAAUAUUAGUAACAAAAUGCUUGAGUAAAAUAAUGAGUACUGA